GCAAGCACAUCAGAUGUCACUGUUUGGCAGCUGAUAAAAGUCAGUGGUGCUAUAAUACUAAGCACAGAGCCACUAGAUUAGUCUGUGAGGGAAGGAGAUGCCUCUUCCUUCCCUUCAAUAGUGGGUUAAACCCAGCUGGCACCCUCUGGAACUACGGGAACAAUAUUCUUCAAGAGAAGCUCACUCUACCACAGCCAGGAGUACAGUAUUCUCAGGAUCUCAACGAGGAAGAGCAGACCAAGGUUGCUUCUGAUUCCUUGCAACCUUCCAUAAUUCCAGGCUUGUGGCUCCAAAGUCAGGGCCCCACCCUUCCAGGAACAAAUCAUUACAGUAAUAACGUGCCUUCAUCUUCCACAUACCAACUAAGCAUGUUUAACUACGAACGUCCAAAACACUUCAUCCAGUCUCAAAGCCCAUGUAGCUCCAGACUGCAGCCUCCUGGACCAGAAACCUCCAGCUUCUCUAGCCAGACCAAACAGUCUUCCAUUAUCAUCCAGCCCCGCCAGUGUACAGAACAAAGAUUUUCUGCCUCCUCAACAGUGAGCUCUCACAUCACCAUGUCCUCCCCUGCUUUCCCUGCUUCUCCUCAGCAGCCUGCUGGCUCCAACCCAGGUCAAAGGGUUACAACCACCUAUAACCAGUCCCCAGCCAGCUUCCUCAGCUCCAUAUUACCAUCACAGCCUGAUUAUAAUAGCAGUAAAAUCCCUUCCACUAUGGAUUCCAACUAUCGACAGUCCUCAGCUGGCCAACCUGUAAAUGCUAAUCCAUCCCAAACUGCAAAUGCUAAGCCCACACCAAGAACUCCUGAUUAUGAAAUACAAGGAUCAAAAGAAGCUUUGAUUCAAGAUUUGGAAAGAAAGCUGAAAUGCAAAGACACCCUUCUUCAUAAUGGAAAUCAACGGCUAACAUAUGAAGAGAAGAUGGCUCGCAGAUUGCUAGGACCACAGAACGCGGCUGCUGUGUUUCACGCUCAAGAUGACAGUGAUACACAAGACUCACAGCAACACAACUCAGAACAUGCACGACUGCAAGUUCCUACAUCACAAGUAAGAAGUAGAUCAUCCUCAAGGGGAACUGUGAAUGAUCAAGAUGCAAUCCAGGAGAAGUUUUACCCACCACGUUUCAUUCAAGUACCAGAGAACAUGUCGAUUGAUGAAGGAAGAUUCUGCAGAAUGGACUUCAAAGUGAGUGGACUGCCAGCUCCUGAUGUGUCAUGGUAUCUAAAUGGAAGACCAGUUCAAUCAGAUGAUUUGCACAAAAUGAUAGUGUCUGAGAAGGGUCUUCAUUCACUCAUCUUUGAAGUAGUCAGAGCUUCAGAUGCAGGAGACUAUGUAUGUGUUGCCAAGAAUAGAGCAGGAGAAGCCACCUUUACUGUGCAGCUGGAUGUCCUUGCAAAAGAACAUAAAAGAGCACCAAUGUUUAUCUACAAACCACAGAGCAAAAAAGUUUUAGAGGGAGACUCAGUGAAACUAGAAUGCCAGAUCUCUGCUAUACCUCCACCAAAGCUUUUCUGGAAAAGAAAUAAUGAAAUGGUACAAUUCAACACUGACCGAAUAAGCUUAUAUCAAGAUAACACUGGAAGAGUUACUUUACUGAUAAAAGAUGUAAACAAGAAAGAUGCUGGGUGGUAUACUGUGUCAGCAGUUAAUGAAGCUGGAGUGACCACAUGUAACACAAGAUUAGACGUUACAGCACGUCCAAACCAAACUCUUCCAGCUCCUAAGCAGUUACGGGUUCGACCAACCUUCAGCAAAUAUUUAGCACUUAACGGGAAAGGUUUGGAUGUGAAACAAGCUUUUAACCCAGAAGGAGAGUUUCAGCGUUUGGCAGCUCAAUCUGGACUCUAUGAAAGCGAAGAACUUUAGUAACUUUACCAACACUGGAAAACAGCCAACUAUAUACCAUUAGUAAUAUAUUUGAUUACAUUUUUUGAAAUUAAUCCAUAGCUGUAUUAACAGAUUAUGGUUUUAAUUAGGUAAUAUAGUUAAUAUAUAUUUAUAAUAUUAUUUAUCCUUUGACUCUUGCACAUUCUAUCUACUCUUCUGAUUUGUGAAGCCUACAGAAAAUCUGGGUAUAUGGAUUUUUAACUGUAGAAGAUGAUCUUAAAAUGCAGGAUUUUAACAUUUAAGUCAUACACAUUUAACAAUUACAGUUCAUAAAUUAAUAUCAAUUUUUAAACACAUCUAAUACUUGUAAUAAGGUUUCCUGGUACUGCUUUCUAAACACUGUUUUACCUGUUUUCUCUUGUAGGAAUACUAACACGGUAUAGAUUAUCUGAGUGUUCCACAGUUUUAUGUCAAAAGAGAAUAAAAUUCAAUUAUUUAAAAC
Messenger RNA from Saimiri boliviensis boliviensis (Bolivian squirrel monkey), 2328 nucleotides. It is a transcript of the gene MYOT, whose product is annotated as myotilin. Gene Ontology annotation, cellular component: plasma membrane; axon. Gene Ontology annotation, biological process: dendrite self-avoidance; homophilic cell-cell adhesion; axon guidance. The record is from RefSeq and is a predicted model, not a curated record. Gene Ontology annotation, molecular function: cell-cell adhesion mediator activity. Lineage: Eukaryota; Metazoa; Chordata; Mammalia; Primates; Cebidae.